AUGAAGUCAAAACAGCAACAACCUCCAAUUUCGGCCUCUCACACAGAGACAGUGCCAGAACUUGAAAGCACAACAGUUACCCACGAGGAGAGUUAUCAGAAAGGCUGGAUUGUGGGAGGAAAGUACCGCGAGGAGGUAUUCGAAGAACAGUCACAAGGCUUCGAGAAUCGGCUACUGCAAGAAGUUGACGUCGACCUCCCUCUUACCCAGACACAGCCGACGGAGCACAAUGGCCAGAAUUACAUUGUCCUUGAGUUUGCUGAAGGAGACAAGGAGAAUCCGUUUAAUUGGAGUGGCAAGAGAAAGGCCUUCAUCAGUGCUCUACUAUGCUUAAUGACCCUGUUCAUUGGGCUUGCUACGACGGCAUAUAGUUCAGGAAUCACAAAAAUGACGGAGGACUUGGGUGUCUCGUCCGAGCUGGGACAGCUAGGCCUGUUUACAUUCAACUUCACCUGCGCUCUUGCACCACUUUUUCUGGCUCCUUUCUGUGAGCUGGCAGGGCGACGGGUCGUCUAUGUUGGCGCCUAUGUCUGCUUCGCUCUAAUGUUCAUUGGACUGUCCCUGGGCAAAAAUAUAGCGACUAUCCUUGUCUGCCGUGCCUUGCUCGGUCUAUUCGGGUGCGUCGGCACUAUCCUAGUUGGCGGAACAUUUGGUGAUAUGUAUACACCAGCUCACCGUGCGAUUCCUAUGGCUUCUUUCUCUUUUGUUGCUAUCUUCGGCACGGUUGGGGCGCCUAUCUAUGCCGGCUUCAUUGACCAGGCUCUGGGCUGGAGAUGGGUUGAGGGUAUCCAGGGUCUCGCUAAUAUUCCUCUUGUCAUUGUCAUUGCGCUUUGUCUCUGCGAGACUCGUGGGAGUGUUACUUUGACCAAACGGGCUAAAUUGCUCCGCCAGUCUACCGGAGACGAGCGGUUUGUCACUCUCAACGAGCUCGAGGCGCCUGGCAUCAAGCAUAUGCUACAUAACUCCUCGGUUAAAGCUAUCCGCAUGCUUUUCACAGAACCUGUUGUGUUUGCCUUUGGUCUUUGGAUCAGUUUUGCUUGGUUUUUGACCUUCCUCUUCCUCUCUGUGAUUCCUAUUACCUUCGAAGAAAAGCGCGGCUGGAACGAGGGUGUUUCCGGGCUGCCAUAUAUUGCUCUCUGUCUUGGUACAACUGCUGGCUUCGGUCUAAACUUCCUCCAGAUCCGGAAAUACGAAUCUAUCGCCGCCGACCCUAACCAAGAAACCCGUCCUGAAGCGCGCCUCUACGGCGCCCUGUGCGGCGCUGUCUGGUUGCCCAUCGGCCUCUUCAUCUACAGCUUUACACAGUAUAAGGAUCUAUUCUGGUUUGGACCUAUUGUGGGACUUGUGCUCAUCAGCAUUGGCAUCUUCUUCAUUUUCGAGUCCUGCUACAGCUACACUGCUGACUGCUAUGGUGAAAACUCGUCAUCCGCCAUCGCAGGCCAGGGAUUCAUGCGUAACACCCUUGGUGCAGUGUCGCCGCUGUUUGCAUCUCAGUUUUUCCAUAACCUUGGCAGCCAGUAUGCCGGUCUUCUGUUGGCCCUGAUUGCCACUCUGCUGACCUUCAUUCCAUUCAUCUUAUUCAAGUUUGGUCCGGAUCUUCGGGCGCGUUCCAAGCUGGCGAACAGCACUGUCAAUGGCAGCGCAGGAAAAUAG
Molecule: messenger RNA, 1653 nt
Organism: Penicillium macrosclerotiorum
Lineage: Eukaryota; Fungi; Ascomycota; Eurotiomycetes; Eurotiales; Aspergillaceae
Exons: 1
Coding region: 1-1653 (550 amino acids)
Biological process (GO): transmembrane transport
Molecular function (GO): transmembrane transporter activity
Source: RefSeq, a predicted model, not a curated record